UAAACUGCGCUCUAAAUACCAUUUUCGUACAAUCAAGUAUAACUCGUUAAUUGUUAAUUAUCCCAUUUUGAAUUCCUUUCCUACCAAUAUGAAAUUCGCUUUGGCUCUAGUACUUUUCGCCUGUGUUGGGCUAUCCGUCCAAGCUGCACACCUCAGGCAAAACAAAGGAGAUUUACUCUGUGAACUGUGUACAACCGUAGCUAAUUACAUCAAAGAAUUGAUUCAAGAAAAUUUACCCGAAGAGAAAGUGAAAGAGGAUGUGCAAGAAUUAUGCAAUGGUUUGCCAACAGACUUAAAAGAAAUCUGUACCAAUGAUAUUCUUCCUCUUGUGGAUAACAUAUACAAAGACCUUGCAGCACUUACAGCAGAAGAUGUAUGUAAAGCUUUGGAAUUUUGUACAGCUUGAUAGAUAUCAAUAAAUAUAUAUAUAAAUAA
Molecule: messenger RNA, 435 nt
Organism: Diorhabda sublineata
Lineage: Eukaryota; Metazoa; Arthropoda; Insecta; Coleoptera; Chrysomelidae
Product: prosaposin-like
Exons: 4
Coding region: 89-406 (105 amino acids)
Biological process (GO): lipid metabolic process
Source: RefSeq, a predicted model, not a curated record